Messenger RNA from Trichophyton rubrum CBS 118892, 2820 nucleotides. RefSeq lists its product as uncharacterized. The record is from RefSeq and is a predicted model, not a curated record. Lineage: Eukaryota; Fungi; Ascomycota; Eurotiomycetes; Onygenales; Arthrodermataceae. Gene Ontology annotation, cellular component: fungal-type vacuole membrane; PAS complex. Gene Ontology annotation, biological process: vacuole inheritance; protein localization to vacuolar membrane; positive regulation of phosphatidylinositol biosynthetic process. The coding region runs from base 1 to 2820 and encodes 939 amino acids. The transcript is spliced from 2 exons.
AUGUCAUCUACUAGCCGCCUCUCUUCCCCAUCCAGGCCAACGCCAGCUGUGCCAUCACAUGAUGACACUGUCAGACAAGAUGCUCAUACUUCCGCUGGCCCCGAAGGCCGCACCAGCACCAACGGGAAUGGCGCCGGGAGUGCACGCGAGCAGCAGAGCCAAUUUAGGGCGACUUCCCUAUUACCUCCAACCAUACUGCACCCCUCAAUCGCUCCCGCACCCAUAGACCCAUCAUUGCGUCCAAAGCCUCUCCACCUUCACCAUGGCAGACCUCUGCAUAUGUCCUCCUCUCCCAACUCUGUUAAUUCCUCGCGAGAGACAUCUCCCAUACCGCGCAUACCGCGCUCAGCCAUUGCUCAAGCAGCCGCCCACUCACCGACGUCCACAUCUCGAUCCAUAUCCAGAUCACGGAAAGGCAGCAGAGAUCUUAGUAUACCUCGCUCUCCAAGCGGAGCCGCCGCUGUCUCUUCUUCACAAACACAACCACAGUCACAGAACGGCCAUAAGCAGCUUGCCGACGUGAACAAACCCUUGCUACCUCCGCCAGUCGACACGUUAGGACGUCUCUCUCCGAUCUCUCCGUCCUUUACAAACAAACCAAUCGAUUCACAAUUCCAACGCUCUCCAGGGCUGAAGUCACCUCAGCCACAGUCUAACCUAUCAUCCUUCAGCCUACCGGACAGCGUUCCUGAGUCAGCUCGACUGCCAAACCAGGAGAAAGAUAGUAGAUGUCAGCAGCAGCAGUCAUCUCAACAACAGCAACAACAGCAAUUGGAAAAACAGACUGAAGACUCCGAAGAUAGCCAAAUGCGGAGCAUUAGCCGUAACCUGUCCCGUACUGGGAGCGUGGCAGGUUCUAUGCUUGAAACUGUCGAAGAGGCUGGAACUCCUACACCAACCGAUUCUCAUACCACUCUAGAUUCUAAACUCGAUGAGAAAGAACGCGGGAAAGAUGAUACCUCGUCUAAACCUGGUGGUGAAAGUGGCUCGGACUCAAGCGGGAAGAAAAGAAUGGUUAGACGCCCCUCAGAUUCUCAUAGAAGGAAUCCUUCUGUCACAGCACGGCCGAAUGCGGGUGAUGUACUCCCAAAGCGGUCAUUCACCUCGCUCAGCUCUGCUCGUGGAAAGCCGGGAGAAAUAUCCAUGACCAACAUGACUGUAGAGACUGAGACAGUUAGCUCUGUUCCCCAGGUGCCCUUAGGCGGGCCAGCGACAGAACGUGGAGGAACUGGCACAUUAAGAGAACGUAGAAGUGAUGAGACUAUCCGGCCCAAGAAAGAAAAGAAGAAGGCAUCCAGGAAAACCACGGUGCCACCCGGAGGGAUGUCCUCGAAGGCGGAUAUCUUCGAAGCCAAGGUCGCUAGUGCAGUGGAUGAUGCGGACUCUUCCGACUCUGCGGAGACGUUUGUCUAUGAAUCUAAUCCCCGUGACCCUCAUCCAGCCCGCCAGCAUAGGUAUCAUUCUAGAACCCCUUCAACUGCUUCAGCCGUCAGUCAACUUGACCAGUACGGUGGCCGCACUCGAUCAGUCCUUCGUGACACUCCCGGUUUUCAUGGAAUUUCUGGCAAGCGAAGUAUGAAGUUUACUAACAAUACCUACAACACUUUUGACGGUGACGAUACUAUGUCUUCCGGACGUGGCAGCUCACGAAUUAACGGCCAUAAUAUUCAUACCACCAGACAUCAUACUGGCAGGCAUGCCCGCAGUGGAGCAAAUACAUCGUUAUUCGACCAUGCACGUUUUUUCUCUUCGCAGCAGGUGCCGACGUCCAAGGGCUUUCGAUAUUCAUCAGUAAAUGGCAACAGCGCACCCCAUCGGCUUUCCUCUAAACAAGAUGGUGACUAUGGCUACGACUUUGACGCAGAGGGUGCUGAUGAUGAACGUACACCUUUGGUGAAUGGCCCUAACGGACGUAAUAUUCGCUCCCGCCACGGUCGGCGACCUGGCAGUUCAAGCCUCCGACAACUAGAGUACAUGGAAGAACGACGCCGCGGAUGGUUCGCCCGAGCUACACUCUGCACACUCCUACUUGUCCUUGUCCUUAUCCUUGGGGCCGGAACCGCUGUAUUUGUUGUCGGUGUGACCAAGACGUUGACCAAUGUACAAAUUCGAGGGAUUCAGAACGUCCUUGCCUCGGAAGCCUUGCUCAUGAUGGACCUGGAUGUUCAAGCGGUCAAUCCAAACCUUUUCACUCUGACCGUCAACCACCUAGAUGUGAACAUUUUUGCGAAGAGCAAAUUCCUGGAAGUGGAGGAAAUGGAUUUAGGUGAAACGAGGCUUCUGCCUCGUACAGGCGAUAGCAAGUCGCGAGCUAUCCUUUCUCUCGCUUCGAGAGGGUUCGAUGUUGAGGCUGAGCAGCGACAAAGAGCUGAAGGAAAUGUUGACAAAGGCACUGACCCCAUCCAUGAUCCUUCUGCUCCCAGUCCACAAACUAUGCUACUGGGUCGGGUUUUCCAUCUUGAUUCCCCGCUUACGUUUACUCCUUCGCCCUGGAAACACCUUGCUUCCAACUCAACCGCUCAAAUCCGUGUCCCGAAACCGGGAAAUAGGACUGAGGAAGGUGGUUCUUUGCGCUGGGAGAAAAUCCAGCAACACCCCUUCGAGUUAAUAGUUAGGGGCGUUGUAAGAUAUGAGCUUCCGCUAAGUUCGAUAAUCCAGAGCGCGCCCGUCAGUGCAAAAGUUGCCGUUCUACCUGACAAAGGCAACGCAAAGCCAACUUCGACAUCGACCCUUACUCCGACCGCUCCCACAAAGACAGUCACAGCUAAGGCGUUCACAGAAACCUCGACCUCUUCAGUCACGCCGACCCUCUUACCUUGA